GGUAACUCCGAAGACUCGGGUGCCUCGUCACCAGUGAACUUCGAGAGCGCUAGUGAUAUUGCCGAAGCCCUCCAUUCGAAAUUAAGAAGUUCGCCAGCACUUCCCCACUUCAUGUCCCUUCUGCAGCAUUUGUUUAUGGUACCAUCGGACGAGAAGCACCUCCCGCUGUGGCGGCUCUUCGAUUUAAUCCUUCAACAUCUUACUCUUCAAGCAACCGUUCAAGGAAUGAGUGACGUCGAGGAGGCAUUUGCCUCCACCAUUGACAUGGACGAAAUACUGACGAGAUUGCACACGCACUGUGACUAUGAGCGUUUGGAGAGCGAUAUGGAGCGCAUGAAAGAGGAGCUGGACCAAGAGCGAGUGCGAGCCAUGGAGCUCGACAACCGCAUAGCUGAUCUCAACGACGGAAGAGAUAGCAUCUCAAGCAGGUUUGCUCUUCUCCAUGGUGUCUGGUUCAGAGGAAUUAUAAGAGAUCUAUUCAGGAUUUCGACUAUUUCAUCGUCACCUUCCGAUCCUUGUCCCUCGUUAUCACCAUUGCCACCUAUUUGCCCACCGGCGACAGCCCCACCACCUCCUCCACCGCCCCUUGUACUAGGAGUGAUCAAGAAUAAUGAGACUCAAAAACGAGUGCCGAAACCCUCGGGACCAUUGAAGUCGUUCAACUGGAUAAAGCUUACAGAGUCCAAGGUCAAAGGAACAGCUUGGGAGUUCAUUGAAGAUGAGAAGAUGUAUAAGCAGCUGGACUUGGAAGAUGUGGCUUCGACAUUCGCAUCGAGCUCCCAAAAGGAAGAGGACACCGACUUUUACAGCACGAUAUCAAGGAGAACUAGGGAUACGCAGGUUUCGGUGAUCGAUCCGAGGCGUUAUCAGAACUGCACGAUUAUGCUCUCUAAGCUGAAGCUUUCCCACAGAGAAAUACGAACGGCACUCUUGGCGAUGGAUGACAAAGGGAAACUUCCCAAGGACAUGCUCGAACAAAUGCUGAAAUUUGUUCCGAGUAAGGAAGAGGUGACUCUGCUGCGAAGCGCUGUCAAUCGUCAUAGUUCGCCGUCGGUUCUCGCCUUGGCCGAUCGCUACCUCUACGAAAUGGCUCAGAUCCCGCGUUUUGAGCCACGUCUUCGCUCUCUCUACAUUAUCCGAACGUUCCAAGAGAGAUUCGACUGUCUGACUCCACACAUUCAGAGUGAGUUUGAAAAGGGCGAAACGGCCAACUCCUCGCGAAAAACUUUAGGGGCGCUGGAGCAGACAAAACGCUUCGCAAUUGAAAGACUCAAUCUUCGCAGU
Molecule: messenger RNA, 1284 nt
Organism: Ostertagia ostertagi
Lineage: Eukaryota; Metazoa; Nematoda; Chromadorea; Rhabditida; Trichostrongylidae
Source: the annotation of a GenBank genome assembly